GUGAAAGCAUCUUCAUUAAAUUGCAUGCGAAUUGCUAGCCGCCCUCCGCCUUAAAUGCAGCGACUGCCGUGAAGAGGUGUGCUUGCGCGGGAGAGGUGAUACCUGGCGCAAGGGAAUAAGAGUGUCAUUUCUGAGUGAGAGACAACCGAAGAGAAAGGGGAAGGAGAUGGAAGAGGAGAACCCAGAAGAACCUGGAACUGGCCAGAGAUGGAGGAAAGGUCCUCAUCCCCUCCGAGCAGGGAGUGGUGUUGAAUUUUGGGAAAGAGCUGUGCUAGAGGUCGUGGCUCAAGACACUGUGACCGCUGAUGAACGUAGCCAAUGCUUCCGCCAGUUCCGUUAUCAUGAGGCCAGUGGGCCCCGAGAGGUUUGCAGCUGGCUCCAUGGACUUUGCAACCAGUGGCUGAAGCCGGAGAGGCACACCAAGAAGCAGAUCCUGGACCUGGUGAUCCUGGAGCAGUUCCUGGCCAUCCUUCCUCAGGAAAUGCAACCCUGGGUCAGAGGAUGUGGGCCAGAGACCAGUUCCCAGGCGCUGGCCCUGGCCGAAGGUUUCCUCCUGAGUCAGGCAGAGGAGAAGAGGCAGUCAGAACAGAUGCGGGGACAAACCGUGAAGACAGAGGUGAAGCUCUCUGAGGCAGGAGGAGCUCCAUCGGAGGAAAGUCAGGCGGUUCAGACCCAGGAACGUGCCCACGAUGCCCUGUCGAGUGGCAUUGAAGAGAAGUUGCCAAACCCUCGUCUUUGCCAAGGAGUGGAAACGGCUGCUUCACUUCUGGUCCAGUCUCCCUUUUCCUUUGAGGAGGUGGCCGUGUCUUUCACGGAGGCCGAGUGGGCCCUGCUAGAUCCAGGCCAAAGAGCUCUCCACUGGGAAGUCAUGCUGGAGAACUAUGGGAGCGUGACCUCCCUAGCAGCAGAUAUAGAGGACACAGCUGGGGAAUUCCAGGGGUUCUCUUUGGGAAAAGUCAAGAAUGAAGAUGCGGAAGGACAAUUCAGAGAUGAACCACAGAGGCAGGAGGGAAGCCGCACAGCAGGGGAUGAUCAGAGAAUUGGGGAGGAUGAGGAACUGCAUCCUCAGUUGGUGGAUGAAGCCAAGAAGGAAGACCUGAGAGCAAACUUCAGAAAUCAAGUUGGAUCCAAGAGGCAGAAAAGAAGCCACAUGGUCAAAAAGAGGGGUAAACCCAUUCCUUGCCAAGGCGGGGAUUUCCGUGAAGUAAUUCACAUGGUGAAAGAAACAUACGAGUGCUUGGCGUGUGAAGUGAACUUCUCAGAUCAAUCCCAGUAUAAUGCCCACUCACAAAUCCACAAUGGAAAGAAAACCCAUCAGUGCCUGGAUUGUGGAAAGACCAUGAUACGCAGAGCAGAGCUCCUUAGGCAUCAAAGAACACAUACAGGAGAGAAACCUUAUGUCUCCUCAGACUGUGGCAUGAGAUUCUCAGAGAAAUCCAACUGCUUUUGGUGCGGAAAGUACUUCAGAUGCAGCUCACAGCGUCUUCGGCACCAAAGUAUCCACAGAGGGGCGAAGCCUUUUGAAUGCUCACAGUGUGGGAAGAGAUUCAGUCAGAAUGGUGCUCUUCAACAACAUCUAAGAACCCACACAGGGGAGAAGCCUUUUGAAUGCUCAGAGUGUGGAAAGAGGUUCAGUCAGAGAGGCAACCUUCAACUACACCUAAGAACCCACACAGGGGAGAAACCUUUUGAAUGUUCGGAAUGUGGAAAGAGAUUCACUCACAGUGGCCAUUUUCAAAAUCAUCUAAGAACCCACACAGGAGAGAAACCUUUUGAAUGUUCAGUCUGUGGAAAGGGAUUCAGUCAGAGUUGCCAUCUUCAAAUUCAUCUAAGAAUCCACACAGGUGAGAAGCCUUUUGAAUGUUCAGAGUGUGGAAAGAAAUACAGUGACAGAAGUACUCUUCAAAAUCAUCUAAGAACCCACACCGGGGAGAAGCCGUUUGAAUGCUCAGAGUGUAGGAAGAGAUUCACUGAUGGAAGCACUCUUCAAAAUCAUCUAAGAACACACACAGGGGAGAAGCCUUUUGAAUGUUCAGUGUGUGGGAAGGGAUUCCGUCAGAAUAGCCAUCUUCAGAUUCAUGUAAGAACCCACACAGGGGAGAAGCCUUUUGAAUGUUCAGUGUGUGAAAAAAGAUUCAAUACGAGUGGUAGUCUUCAACUGCAUCAAAGAAUUCACACAGGGGAGAAGCCGUUUGAAUGCUCAGAGUGUGGAAAGAAAUUUAGUAGGAGUGGCCAUCUUCAAUUGCACCAAAGAACCCAUACAGGGGAAAAACCUUUUGAAUGCUCAGAGUGUCGAAAAAAAUUCAGUACAAGUGGUAAUCUUCAGCUGCAUCAAAGAACCCACACAGGGGAGAAGCCGUUUGAAUGCUUAGAAUGUGGGAAGAAAUUUAGUAGGAGUGGCCAUCUUCAUCUGCACCAAAGAACCCACACAGGGGAGAAGCCAUUUGAAUGCUCAGAGUGUGGAAAGAAAUUCAUUACCAAUCUUAGUCUUCAACUGCAUCAAAGAACCCACACAGGGGAGAAGCCGUUUGAAUGCUUAGAGUGUGGAAAGAAAUUCAGUAGGAGUGGCCAUCUUCAACUGCACCAAAGAACCCACACAAGGGAGAAGCCUUUUGAAUGCUCUGUGUGUGAAAAGAAAUUUAGUGCGAGUGGUAGCCUUCAGCUGCAUCAAAGAAUCCACACAGGGGAGAAGCCGUUUGAAUGCUCAGAGUGUGGAAAGAAAUUUAGUAGAAGUGACCACCUUCAACUGCACCAAAGAACCCACACUGGGGAGAAACCUUUUGAAUGUUCACAGUGUGGAAAGAAAUUCAGGCUGAGCGGCCACCUUCAAAAUCAUCUAAGAAUCCACACAAAAAGAAACCACAACCACCUAACUGUUUAGCCCAGAGGUGUCAAGUGCAUUUGUUACGAGGGCUGGAGCUGACAUAAAAGUCACUUUGUCAAACCAGGCCAUAUGUGCCAUAAAAUGUAAUACCAGGUACCAGAGAUAUAAACUUCAGAAAGGACACAGGCAAACGCAAUUAACAAUAUUAUUAUUUUUACUCAAAAUACAAACAUGCUUAAAAAUA
Heteronotia binoei (common prickly gecko) is the source of this 3068-nucleotide messenger RNA. RefSeq names its product zinc finger protein 420-like. Lineage: Eukaryota; Metazoa; Chordata; Lepidosauria; Squamata; Gekkonidae. Gene Ontology annotation, biological process: regulation of DNA-templated transcription. Bases 167 to 2881 code for a protein of 904 amino acids. The record is from RefSeq and is a predicted model, not a curated record. The transcript has 7 exons.